This is a messenger RNA of Paramecium octaurelia, 298 nucleotides long. The record is from the annotation of a GenBank genome assembly. NCBI's taxonomy places the organism in Eukaryota, Ciliophora, Oligohymenophorea, Peniculida, Parameciidae.
AAUGAAGAUCAAAUAUAGAUAUCAAAUAUGGGUUCCUUUUUUAUAAAGAAGGAUCGUUAAUGUAUAUUUUCCAUCCAUAAGCACUUUAAAACUUUUAAUGUUUUAUUAUUUUGCAAGAAAAGUAUCAUAUGAGAUUGGAUUGAAAAUGGGCAUUUGUCUUAGUGUGAAAAUUAUAUAACAACAUAAUGUUUAGGAUAUUGAAGAAGGAGGAGCUUGUUAAAAGUAAAAGAAAAUGGAAAAUAUGAAAGAGUUGCAAGAAGAUGCUUAUAGAAUUUGCAAAUUUCGAGAUAUUGGUUGA